AUGCCUUAUCCAUCCUUCAUCGUUGAUGCUUUUACCACAACAAGGUUCGCAGGAAAUCCAGCUGCGGUUUGCUUGAUUCCGGAGGCCCUGGACGAAAAAGAAUACCAAAAAAUUGCCGCCGAAUUCAACCUGUCCGAGACGGCCUUCCCCGUCCCUACUACCUCAAAAGACUACAAACUGUCUUCUACAUUCUCACUCCGCUGGUUCACCCCGACAACCGAAGUCCCACUCUGCGGUCACGCUACACUCGCCACCGCCCAUGUCUUGUUUAAUGAAAUCGGAAAUUCGAAUGACGAAAUUAAAUUUGAAACGAAAUCCGGGGUACUCACUGUGAAGAAUGGUGCGGAAGGAUUGUUAGAGAUGGACUUUCCAAGGUAUGAUCUCAACUCGAUCAGGUUCAACGAGUUGAUUAAUCCACUGGCGGACAAGUUUUCAGAGAUCGAUGCACCACCAUUUUUAUUCGAAGUCAUAAAGUGUUUGAUUCCUAACAAGAUUGUCAUUGAAUCUGUGAUCUAUGCUCCAAAAUAUGGCGGAGUCGUUGUGAUAAUCGAUCCCGACACUACCAAGUCGGAAUUCGAGGCCUUCAAAAUCGACGCCGCCAAGGCUCUGGUGCUCCAUGAUGGAAGUUUUGUAAGAGGUCUUGCUAUCUCUCUCCGGCCAUCUAACCCAGUGGCCCAGGGAUUCAUUGACUUGAAAAAUGAGCCGUAUGACUACGCGUGUCGUUAUUUCGGUCCAUGGGAUGGUGUCAUUGAGGACCCCGCAACAGGAUCCGCUCAAUGUGUGAUUGCACCGUUUUGGGAGAAAAUAACUGGAAAGGAAGAGUUGUAUGGGUUUCAGGCAUUCCCAGGACGUGGCGCCCAGUUCCGGUUGCUUCUAAAGGAGGACCGAGUUGUUUUGAAAGGGUCAGCUGUGUCGGUGUUAAGAGGAGAGAUUGUGCAUUGA
Messenger RNA from Caenorhabditis remanei, 942 nucleotides. RefSeq lists its product as uncharacterized. Gene Ontology annotation, cellular component: cytoplasm. Gene Ontology annotation, molecular function: isomerase activity. NCBI's taxonomy places the organism in Eukaryota, Metazoa, Nematoda, Chromadorea, Rhabditida, Rhabditidae. Bases 1 to 942 code for a protein of 313 amino acids. The record is from RefSeq and is a predicted model, not a curated record. Gene Ontology annotation, biological process: biosynthetic process. The transcript has 4 exons.